CUGUGGCAUCUGGGUCUGCCCCGUCACCUCCUGCCAGCGGGCGUUCGACACUUCACCUGGCCUCAAGGUGCACAUAACCUACCACAAAGCAUCGUGUUGACAUCACCGCCACUUCGUGCUGAAUGGCGGUUCUUGUUUUUGUAUGGUAUUGUGUGAUAUUUUUUACACUUUUCAUUAUUUUUCUAUCUGCGUGACUUUACCGAAAGAUACAAUCAAUGUACAUUAAUCAUGUAUGUUUGCAGACAACUAAUUCUUGUAUUCCAUGCUUCGUUUGCUCAUCUCUUGUACACAGAAACCUGGUAUUUUUAUUAUCACCUUCAAAAUAUUCACGUAUUUCCGUCUGUGUGCUCACAACUAUUAUUUGAUUAUUAACUUGGUCUGCAUUAAUUUCUUUGGUGUCAAAUCACCUUCAUAGCAACCUAUUUUUUCAAUAAUCACCUUGCUAAUAUUACAAUCAUAAUGUUUGUGUGCUGACAUAUUUCUGUUCCUUGCUUCUUCCACUAAACUCAUGUUUAUAGAAAGUGUGUGUAAGUCGAUGUGUGUCUGUCUUUUUCACCCGGGCAACGCCAGGUACUUACCGCUAGUAAAUUCUAAUUUUGUGAGAACAUAUAUGUGCAUGUAUGUGUGUGAGCACGCGUUUUUGUGUGUGUGUAGCUAUAAUAUGCCAUGCCGCACUUAAUAGGUGCUCGCUAAUAGUCUAUACAUGCCAUCUUAUCGGCUUACGCAGUCUAUAGUAGUAUCCAAGCCGUUCGGCACUCAUGCCCCCUGGUUGUGUCUCUUUAACUCGCCACAGGUGUGGCUGUGAGAAGGACAAGAACAUCUCGAAAUUUGCAAAGCAGGGAACCUUGUUCUGGUGCUGUCCAAAAUGCCCAGCGGGCAUGGAGACUCUGAACGAAUGUUCCUUUACGGAUUUCGUCACCACGUGCAGCCCCUGUCCUCCAGGCACGUUUAGUGACCAUCCCGGGUCCCGCUGCCGAAACUGCACACGCUGUGAACGAGUGCAGUCUCCGUGUACGAACGCCAGCGACGCCGUCUGCAGCGGUUUCUCAAAGGUCACCAAGUGCACCGAAUGUCCUCCAGGCACGUUUCGUGACCGUUCCGGGUCCCCCUGCAAAAAUUGCACACGCUGUGAACGAGAGCUGUCUCCGUGUACGAACGCCAGCGACGCCGUCUGCAGCGGCCCAGAUGUAUCUGCAAAUGGCAAAGCACAUGCAGCGAUAGCUGCAGGAGCAGCAGUGAGUCUCUCCCUCUGGGUUGCUGUGCUGAUGGUGCUGAUGUUGCUGCAUUCCCGUCGUGCUUCCGUUCAACACAAGGAUGCCCCUCUGAGCGACGUCAGUGCCAUGGAUAAUUUUUCCACCCAAGGCUCCUUAGCAACCCUGCAACGCCCAGACGAAGUUCAGUCAAUGCUGAAUGCUUGCAAUGACAUCGAAUAAAUCGUCGUGUGAGUGUGUGUACAGUGGAAAUGAAUCUGAGACAAACGGAUAUCAGCCCUGUUGUCAGACCCCUCCGAGUCUUUAUAAAGGCCUCAAUACCUGAGGGCUGUUAAGAGGCGUGAACACUGAGAUACAUCUGGCUUCAUGAUAGAGCUUCUCUACAGUUCUUGUAAGGUUAUCAUCAGCUAACACAAUACGCAUUAGCAUUGUUGUGGAGAAUAUAAGUAACAAAUAGAUAAGCACACGAAAUAAUAUCCUUUACAAUUUUUUUCCCUGCAGAUAAAUACGUGAGCAUUUUUGUUUAUAUGUCCUAUCAGCCGCACGGCCUUCUGGGUUUGCUUAACUUCAGCAGCAUUGGUUCAAUACGAGACAACUCUGGACAGGGUUUUUGACUUUCAACUUGGACAGACUCAUUGGGUCAAGUUCACCUUCAACACACACACAACACACACGCGCGCAUAACCCAGUCCAUUACCUGCCUCUGUGAGCCAAGACAUCGGCGAUCGUGACCUUCCUUCCAUUUAGCUCUGCCCAUGACAUUUAUACUCAAGAACUUUGCAAGACAUUCUCCCAGAUGCAUUCCAAAUUAUUCACAUAUCUUGCGCAACGUUCCCGGAUGCCUUCCACGGCUUCUUGGUGGUGCCUGUAACGUCCCCAGUCAAAAUAUGUCUUCGUUUUUUUAAUAAAAUGUCCAUGAAAUCGAA
Petromyzon marinus (sea lamprey) is the source of this 2137-nucleotide messenger RNA. The record is from RefSeq and is a predicted model, not a curated record. Lineage: Eukaryota; Metazoa; Chordata; Hyperoartia; Petromyzontiformes; Petromyzontidae.